Molecule: messenger RNA, 1402 nt
Organism: Gadus macrocephalus (Pacific cod)
Lineage: Eukaryota; Metazoa; Chordata; Actinopteri; Gadiformes; Gadidae
Product: eukaryotic translation initiation factor 3 subunit J-A-like
Exons: 8
Coding region: 27-794 (255 amino acids)
Cellular component (GO): cytoplasm; eukaryotic translation initiation factor 3 complex
Molecular function (GO): translation initiation factor activity
Source: RefSeq, a predicted model, not a curated record
AGGAAGCGGAACGUUUGUGUACAGAAAUGUGUACCCGCAUGGGUACUGUUAUGCUGUUGGGACCGGUGGGACGCAACACAUGCAAAAUGGCGGAGAUAGACGACUGGGACGCUGACGACCUGGCGACAGAAGAACAACCAAAGAAGACGGCUGAGGUGGAUAACUGGGACGAUGAGGACGUCGAUGACGACCCAAAGGAUAGUUGGGCCGACGAAGAAGCCGAAUUGAAAAGGGAAGAACCACAGAAAACAGAAAUAGUAACAUCUGAAAAGAAGAAACAAAGUGAAAAAGAAAAAGAACAAGAGGAAGUGAAGGAAAGAUCUGAGGACAAUGAGGAAGGCGCUGAGCUCACCCCUGAGGAGGGGUCGGAGACGGGAGAGCAGCAGGAGAAGCCGGCUGUGGAGCCGGCCAGUGGAGCCACCGCUGUCGCAGGUGUACCAGGUGGGAUCGAUGCCAUGAGCCCGUCCUCUAAAGAGGACUUCAGUGAAUUUGAGAAGGUGCUGAAAGACAAGCUUUGCCCUUAUGAGGGGUCAGUCCAUUACUCUGGCCUGCUGGAGUCCUUGUUUCAAGACCUCUGCAUCUCAAUGGAGAUAGAGGACUUGAAGAAAAUCAACUCCUCCCUUACCAGUCUACUCAGCGAGAAACAGAAACAAGAGAAGCAACUCAAUAAGGGGAAGAAGAAGAAGAAGGGAGCAGUGACAGUGGGGGGGAUGAAGGCCAAGCUGAAGGAUGACCUCGCGGACUACGGACAGUUUGAGGGAGGCUACACGCAGGACUAUGAGGACUUCAUGUAGAGGCCCCCGCCCGCAUGCCCUCCAACUCCGCUUGAACAUCCAUUUCUUCCCCUCAGAACGAUGCAGUCGUUGUAGUACUGCAACGAUUAACAAAUGGACAGAAAAUGUACUUUUAUAAAAACACCAAACAUGGUGAAUUCGAUUUUCAGAAAUGGAAAAUAAUUAGUAUUUUGGAGUGGUUUUAAGGUCGAUAUGAAUACUCAAGUUUACAUCUGAAUACUCAAGGUUUUCAUCUUAUUAAGAUGCUCCAUGACACUGAUGGAUGAUUAUGGUUUUGCUGUUCUUUAUUGUAUUUCAUGGAGUGAAUGAUUCAUUGAAAACCAACUGGUGGGUUAAUUGAUAGUGUUGGUGGCAGACAUAAGCCUGUCAGACGUUGCUGAAGAACAUCCUGUUGGAGGUUUUCCCUGUAAAAAAUAAUCACUGCAUCCAAAGCAGUGAAUUAACAACAUAAUAAAUCAUCACAUAUGCAGGAAAACUUGUCAACAAAAGGUUUGUGCUUUUCAAAAAAUGUAUUAGAAAAAAAAUUCAUUUAAAGUUUAUUUAAAUGAUGUGACUAUUGAGAAUGGCUUCAUUUAAUCUACUGUUACAAAUAAAUAACACUAUCCCAA